AUGUCAUUGAUGACCAAAAAAGUGGAUGAAGAAGAUUUUGCUGAACGUUUUCAUCGGAUCGCUUAUAGUCGCCCUUCAAGUACAUGCUUAAUCAUCGAUGAAAAUUUGAAUGAUGUCUCAGAGUAUACAUACGCUAGUGUACAUGAUGCAUCAUGUCGAUUCGAACGAGGACUACGUACUAUUCCCAUCGAGCCUAAACAAUUGAUUGCCAUUCAGAUGGAACGAAGUGCUAAUUUAGUUAUAAGUGUAGUAGCAUGUCUUCUCCAUCGUUCUCCAUUCGUACUUAUAGAGCCGAAUAUACAAGGCACACGACGAAAUCUCUUUCUUACUGAUACGAUGCCUGCUCUGCUUAUUACUGAUCAAACCUCUUCAAUUACUGAUAGUGACCUUCCUACAUCAGCCAUUAGUUGCUCAUUUUCAGAAAUACUACAGCAAGGAUAUCAGUCAGAUAUUCUUGCUCCACUUGAAAUUCAUUCAUGUGAUGAUACAAUGUGUAUAAUUUAUACAUCGGGAUCGACCGGUCAACCGAAAGGUGUUUUAGUUCCUUAUCGAGCCAUAUACAAUAGAUUUCGCUGGAUGUGGAGAACAUAUCCAUGGAGUGUCGAUGAUGUACAAUUAUGGCAAACAUCAGUGAUGUUCUCCGACUAUAUAUGGGAGAUGCUUGGUGGUCUAUUGACAGGUGUACCAACCGUGGUGGCAUCUGCAACUACUAUGCACGACUCUUGCCUGUUGCUCCAAUUGAUUCAACGAACGGCUGUCACACGUAUUACACUCAUUCCAAGCGUGCUUUCCCGCUUGCUUAAAUUGUUACCAACGAUGUUGGAUGGCUGUUUCAAUUCCCUUCGCUAUGUAAUUGUUAGCGGAGAAACGCUACCCAAAAUUAUAUGUAAAGAAUUUUUGGCUUUGUCAUCAAAAGCUCUCUUAGUGAAUUUGUAUGGUUCUACAGAAACCGUUAAUGGUGCUACAUAUUAUGAAGUGCGUCAUCUAAGUGAUGAAUAUGAUACAGUUCCUAUUGGUAAACCUAUUGAUAAUAUAUAUUAUAAGAUUGUCAGUGAUGAACUAUGGAUUUUUGGUGACGGACUCUGUAAUGGCUAUUUGAAUGAUUCUGACAUGACAGCGUCUAAGUUCAGAUAUGAUGUUGACGGACGUCGAUAUUUCAAGACAGGUGAUUGCGCUCGCGAGUGUGACCAAACAGGCCAGUUGCUUUUUUUAGGCCGUAUCGAUAGUAUACAGGUGAAAAGUGGUGAUGCACGUAUACGACUGGAAGAAGUUGAAGCUGUCUGUAUGCAGAAUCCUCUUGUGCGUGAAUGUGGAUGUUUUAUUCAUGAAGCAAAAGCUCAGCUUAUUGCUGUAGUGCACAUGUCUUCGUGUGAUCUAUCUGACAGUGUUCUUCAGCAGUGGAUUAGGAAUCACCUGCCGGAGUUCGAAGUGCCAUCGGUGUUUAUUUGUGCAACUACAGCAUUGCCUCGAACAACGAGUGGCAAGAUCGACCGCAAACAACUGGUUCUGCAGUAUGAAAAUCGAGUACAGGAUAACUCGAGUCUUAUGACCAACGGGAUCAACAACUAUGAACAUUCUCAACGAGUAAUGGAUCUUUGGUAUAGCACAUUAGAAACUCGAGAAGAUGACGAAAAAAGCAGUCAAUUAACAUUCACCGAACUUGGUGGCCAUUCACUUCCGGCGAUGCAACUUCAAUGCGCUCUUCGACGCGAGUUCAACAUUCAAGUGCCGAUUGAACAAUUUUUUUCCCAAACUAAUCUGUCGGAUUUAAUUGAAUAUGUCGAGAAUUCAACACCGAUGAAGAAGUCAUUUGAAGAUACCAGAGGUCUUCUCGAACUCAAACUUGAUAUUAUCAGUCCGUCGACCGCAGUAUUUAAUGUUCUUGCACAACAAGAAGCCUCACAAGUGCUGUUCAAUUCUCUACGAAAGAUUUACUUUGGGGGUGAAAAAGUGAAUAUAAAGCAUUUGCGUCGUGCCAUGGAACAUCAAGUUCUUGACAAAUUUGUUCAUGUUUAUGGGCCAACGGAAACAACAGUGUUUGCUUUAUUUUAUGAGCUCAGCGGUCCGAUCCCAGGUGAAGCAUUGACUGUACCUAUUGGAACACCUCUAACAAAUACGUCUGUCUAUAUUGUCGAUAAGUCAUUUCAACUGAUGCCGCGUGGAGUGCCCGGAGAACUAUUGAUUGGAGGCAUGGGCUUGAGUUAUGGCUAUCACAAUCGUACUGAUUUGACGCAACAAAAGUUCAUUCCUAAUCCGUUUGGUGAAGGCCUUGUUUAUUGCACUGGUGACAUUUGCCGUAUGUUAGAUAAUGGCAAUAUUGAAUUUCUUUAUCGUGAAGAUAAUCAAGUUAAACUCCGAUCACAACGUCUUGAACUGGGAGAAAUCGAAUUUCAUCUUCUUCAACAUGAACUUAUUGCAGAUGCCAUUGUUAUAUUACGUGAAGACAUAACGGAAGAAGAGAAGUAUCUUGUCGGCUAUGUUCAGCCAUUAUAUUCUUCUUCUCUACUGGAUUCUGAUGAAGUACGAACUUUUCUCACCAAGCGUCUACCUGAAUAUAUGAUACCAACUUAUAUUGUGCCAGUGGCUCAAUUUCCUCUUAACACUGUUGGCAAGAUUGACAAAAAGUCUCUUCCAAAGCCAUCCCAAGGAGGAUCAUCAUUGAAUAUUCCAGGAUUUAUUAGUCAAAUAUGUGCUCAAGUAUUGAAAAACAAGGAUGUCGAUAUGAACAGUAACUUCUUUCGACUUGGUGGUCAUUCUCUCUCUGCUAUGGAAAUGAUCGCAAAAUUGUAUGAAACCCUCGGCGUUCAAAUUACCAUUCCGAUGGUAUUUCAGGCAAAAUCAAUGUUCGAACUUGCUCGAUGCAUAGAGUCACAAAUAAGCCAGAAUAAAGAAAAACCAAAACAGUCGAUAAAAAUUUUCGAUAACAUAGAUAAUCAAUGUCGCGCUCCCUUAACUCCAGCACAGCAGCAAUUUUGGCUACUUUGGAAAUUGAAACCUGAUAGUUGUUACUAUAAUGUACCGAUUGCUUUCGAGAUUACUGGUGAACUAAAUGUGGCAGUACUUAGUCGCUCUCUUCAUUAUCUUAUGUCCAAGUUUGCUUUAUUACGAACUAAAUUCGAGGAAGAAUGUAGCGGUACAUGCUGGCAAGAAGAGAAGAAUGAUUGGAAUCUACCUUUUAUUGAAGAAUCCAUCGAAGGUACACUACAAAUGCUCGAAGUUCGAAAACGAUUACAAUAUUAUUCGAUGCGAGAAUUCGAUUUGAAGAAAGGAGAUACAUGCCGAUUCGUCAUUCUGCACUUAUCUGGUAACCAGCAUGUACUAUUAAUUUGUUUUCAUCACAUUGUAUGUGAUGGGCAAUCAGUCACUCGAUUCUUCAAGGAACUAUUUGAUCUGUACGCUGCGGGGAACUCAACAGUGUUAUUGGAAUCGAACAAAGAAAAAUCAUUUUAUGACUAUGCAAUAAAUGUUUCCGAAACACCAUGUUCCAGUCAGCAGUUGAACAAUAUGGUUAAUUAUUUAAGUGACUUUCGCUCUCUGAUGCUGGACACAGAUUUUGGUGUUCAACAAGAUCAAGAUAUUGUUUUAGAUUCACACAUCUUCUUAUUCCUGGUUCCUACAGAAUUAGCAACAAAACUAAGAGAGUUGGCAAUAUCUCAUGCUUGCACAUUACAUACCCUUCUACUGACGUUGUUCAAAUGUUUACUAAGCGUGUAUUGUUUUAACACAUCCGAUAUUGUGCUUGGAUCUAUUAUAUCUUUACGUUCACAACCGGGUAUCAGCGAUCUAUUCGGUCCAUUAAUUAACACAAUUCCAAUACGUACAAGACUACCUAAUGAUGCCAAUACGACAUUUAUCGAUCUCCUUGAAAGUGUACGGGAUUCAGUUUUAUUUGGGAUGGAACAUCAGAUGGUGCCAUUUGCUGAUAUCGUACAGCGUUUGCGCUUAGUGAGCACAGAUCCGAGCCUUUUUACAUAUCUUCCAGUGGUACGGGUACUCUUUCAGACAAAUACCUACAAUUUGUUUAAUCGCACAGAGACAUUUUCGGAUGGAACUAAAUGGGCAAGUGUGCAUGACUCAGCAUUAUUGUUACCCUAUACGAAAUCAGACAUCGAUCUUGAGAUUAUGGAUUAUGGUAGUGGACAACCAUUCUCAGUUGGUUUUCAUCUUAACUGUAAACUUUUCCGAUCUGAAACAACAAAAAUAAUGGCAAAUUGUUAUCGGUGUGCACUUGAAACGAUCGCUAAGGAGCCAACGUGUUUAAGAACAUAUUUGUGGCAAAGAUUACAAGCAAUCCGACAAAACGAUUCUGACAUGAUUCUUCAUGAAUGUUUUCGUCGACGAGUCGAGACUCGACCGGAUCAUCAAGCCGUCAUUUACCAAGAUCAAGUGUGGACAUAUGCCGAACUGUUACAGCGAGCAGAACAAAUUGCGUCAUAUUUAUAUGACAGAGAAGGAAAGUCAAAGGAAGUAAUUGGCUUAUACAUGAAACGAUGUCCUCAUCUGAUAGCAGCCAUGCUUGGUGUACUCAUGGCAGGUUCAACCUAUCUUUAUUUGGAUCCAGAACUGCCUGAUAAACGGAUACGUAUAAUGCUUCAAGAUGCCGGCGCGCACCUAGUUAUAGAAGACGAAAAGGAAACAUCAUUCACACAUACAGCUUUUGAAAGCAUUCGCUUUCUUUCAAUUGACUUUUUUUUCCAGGAAUAUAAGCGUAGCGCACUGUUUCCUGUUGUCAAACCAUCAGAUAGUUGUUAUGUAAUAUACACGUCUGGUUCAACAGGUGAACCCAAAGGCAUUUUGAUUCAACACCAAGCAGUCGUUAGACGUGUUCGCAUGCCAGUUGCUAUCACACCUUCAUCCAGAGUAGCUCAGUUAUGUUCCUGUAGUUUUGAUGUUUACAUUCUUGAAAUUUAUGGAGCAUUGUUGAACGGAGCUACGCUCAUCAUUUAUGACAAAGCACUCAUCUUUCAACCAAAAGUACUUUAUCAACAAAUUAUUCAACAGCAUAUUACACACAUGUAUUUGCCGACGCCAAUUUUUAACAUACUUGCUGAAUAUGUUCCGGAUGUCUUCGCAAACAUGGAAUGCGUUCUAUUUGCGGGUGAUCGUGCCAAUGCUAAACUGAUGCGUACUAUAUUACAAAAAAGCGAGCCUCCAAAGCGAUUAAUCAAUGCCUAUGGGCCCACUGAAACGACCUGCAUUGCAACAUGGUACGAUACUUCAAUUAACAACAAUACCUUGUUGGACGAUACCCAAGUGCCUAUUGGUCUUCCUCUACCAGACACGCCAUUGUACAUUGUUAAUCCGACAACCCUUGAAUUAGUAGAAGAUGGUGAAGAAGGUGAGUUGCUGAUUGGUGGGUAUGGAGUGAGCAAUGGCUAUAUCAACAAUAUUGAUCUUACUACAACAAAAUUUGUUCUUAAUCGAUACGGUGAGAAAGGGAAAGUGUAUCGUAGUGGUGAUCGUGUGCGACGUUGUCCAGAUGGAAAUCUUCUAUUUCUCAGUCGACUUGAUACACAAAUGAAAGUCAAUGGAUUUCGUAUUGAACUAGCUGAAAUUGAGCAAGUGCUACAAGGUUACUCAACAAUUACCGAAGCAGUUGUUCUUGUACGAAACGAUAUUGUACCGAACACCCAGUCUAUCGUCGCAUAUGUUCGUCCAAAGAAAUUGAUAGAGAGUGAUAUUCGUCAGUAUCUUACUGCUCGGUUGCCCUCAUAUAUGCUACCAUCGUUCAUUGUACCAAUCGAUCAAUUUCCGAUCAGUUUCUCGGGUGGCAAACGAGAUGUGAAUAUCUUGCCAUUACCGUCACAGAAUUCUCUUUCAGAAAUCGAAUCCAAGAUACAAUUAGCUUGGAAUAAUGUUUUAAAUCUCGAUGUGAAUAAACGUGUGUUCAAGGCCGACGAUGAUUUUUUUAUGUGCGGUGGCACAUCGAUCAAUAUUGUCAAACUUCACACACAACUAGAACAACAGUUCGGAUUAACAAUUGAUCCUAUGAUCCUUUUCGAACAACGCACUAUAACAGCUCAAGUAAGAUGGCUAGCUUCCCUCGUGCAAGACUUUCAAAAGGCAAAAACUUUUCAAGAAGUAGAUACACUUAGAAAAGGUGUGGCAAUAAUUGGUUUGUCUGCUCGCUAUGGUCCGACGGAGACAGCAGAUGAUCUAUGGACAGCACUUCGCAAUGGUGUUGACUGUUGUUCACGCUUGACCCAUAAGGAACUUCUCGAGCAAGACCCAUCCAUGGCUUCUUUACUAGCGACUAAUCCGAACUAUGUACAAGCUGGUUCGACAAUGAAUAAUGCAUAUUGUUUUGAUCAUGCAUUUUUCGGCAUGACAAAGAUCGAUGCAGAAAUUACAGAUCCUCAACAUCGUAUCAUGCUUGAAUCUACGUAUGAAGCGCUAGAAAAUGCAGGACUAGUUCCACAAAGUUAUACAGGAACGAUCGGUAUGUUUGGAACGAUUAGCCGCAAUACAUAUGCAGAAUGCUACAAUCUAUUUCGGGCCAAUCCUUAUGAAAUGUACGAUGCUACGAAGGCUAGUAUGGGCAUCUCGACAUUUGACCCAGCUACCAUAAUGCGUGUAGCAAUAGGUAACAUGACGGAUGGCGCACCAACAUUCAUUUCAUAUAAAUUGGGCUUGAAUGGACCAGCGAUGGCAAUUCAAACAGCAUGUUCAUCGUCAGGCACCGCAUUACAUGUCGCUUUGCGUAGCCUUGAAGUAGGUGACUGUACAGUUGCGAUAGUGGCUGGCGUUUGCAUCAAUUUUCCUUUGGGUAUGGGUUACAAUUAUCAACCUGGAAUGAUUAUGUCAAAAACAGGUGUUUGUCAUGCAUUUGAUGAGGGUGCCGAUGGUGUCGUAGGUGGUGACGGAGCUGGUGUGGUAGUGCUCAUGAAAAUCACAGAAGCGGAAGCAAAUGGCUAUCCUAUUCGUGCUAUCAUUACAGGCUACGCCAUCAACAAUGAUGGACAGAAAAAGGCAACCUAUUCCACAACUAGCCCAGAAAUGCAGGCAAGUUGCAUGCAAAGAGCACUGAGUAUGGCUCAAAUUCAAUAUCCCCAGUUGGAGAUCGAUUACGUCGAAGGACACGGUGCAGGCACACAAAUGGGCGAUCUCUUAGAGAUUCAAGCAUUGACUAAGACAUACAAGAAUCAAAAUCAACCGACACAACGUCAGAUAUAUCUUGGCUCAAUCAAAACCAAUGUUGGUCAUACAGCUCACGCAGCUACUAUCGCUGGUUUGAUUAAAAUCAUUCUGUCGCUGGAAGCUUGUGAAAUUCCAUCGACACUUAAUUUUCAUCAUUUCAGCUCAACGGCAUUGCGUCUACAGCCACCUUUUGAGAUUAAUACUGAGACAAUCACCUGGCCAAGAGUCGACGGUGCUUCUCGACCUAGACGAGCAGCACUCAAUGCGUUGGGUCAAGGUGGAACCAACACUCACUUUAUCAUCGAACAAGGCUACUCGCCGGAGGAUUCGAAAUUAUCAUCCAAAUACCAUAUUUUCCUUCUUAGUGCAAAGACAGAUGAUGCUUUAUCAAAAGUUCGACAACGUCUACUAGAUCAUCUUAUCAAAGUAAAUGACAAUCAAUUAGCAAAUAUCGCUUUUACGUUGGCCUGCGGUCGAAUAGCAUAUAGUAAGCGCUGCUUUGUUGUUGCUUGUUCAACUGAAGAUCUCAAAAGACAAUUAUCGAGUACUACAAUACAGAUUAACAAAGAUGGUGAAAUCAAGCCUCGAUUAGUUCUCGUAUUUUCUGGACAAGGUAAUCAGUAUGCGGGCAUGGCUCAAUUACAACAAUGUGGUGCUCUGCUAUUUCGAGGAUUCGCUAUUGACACUCCUGAGGACUUCUCUCAGGUAGUGGAGGCUCUGGCUGACAAUAAUAAGACAUUUCUGGACUAUCGUGAUGGUAUAUCUCCACGGACACGCCUGACUGAUAAGGUAUUCACUUCGACUGAGUAUCCCAACCAAUUGGACAUGGCACUGCACAAUGAAAUGUCCUACUCGAAUAAUAUGCCUUCGAUGAUUUUCUUCUUUUGUCAAAUACCACCGGAUGAAGGUGCUGGUGGUGAGACACCUAUCGCCAACUCAGCUGCCAUUUUCGACACGAUUGAUCCUGAUAUUCGACAAGAAUUUAUUGAUAAAGAACUAAUUUACGUGACUAAUCUUCCAAGCAAGAUAAGUGGCUUUAGUGUCGGAAAAACAUGGCAAGAUACAUAUCAAACUGAAUCAAAAGAAGACGUGGAAGCAUUUCUCAAAGAUAAACACAUUCAAUUCAGAUGGUUACCAAACGAUCGUUUGCGGACAGUACGUCGAGGUCAAGCUGUCAGGUUACAUCAGGAUAGCGGUACAACUGUAUGGUGCAAUCAUGCUCAUUUAUUCCAUCCGACAGAUCUCAAUCAAUUGACAAGACAAGCGUUACAAAAGCGUUUAGAACCUUUGGAUAUGCCUAAAAAUUGUUUCUUUGGAAAUGGCGAUACCAUUCCAGACACAUCACUCCAUCAUAUACGUCAAGUUCUGAAACAGCACGAAGUGAAAUGGCCAUGGCGAAAAGGUGACGUUCUCGUGCUUGACAACAUCCGAACAGCUCAUGGACGGGCCUCAUUCACAGGCCAACGACGCAUUCUAGUCGCUAUGUGCUGA
Molecule: messenger RNA, 8628 nt
Organism: Rotaria sp. Silwood2
Lineage: Eukaryota; Metazoa; Rotifera; Eurotatoria; Philodinida; Philodinidae
Source: the annotation of a GenBank genome assembly